AUGUUAAAAGUCGGCUCGGAAUUCGAGAAAACCCAAGCCUCGCGGCCAGACUUCCGCCGCGACGCCGAGAUCACAUACACCAAGUCCCCAAACCCCGCAUGGAAAGAAGGCGAUGGCGCGAAUGACAACGGCGAGAGCUUGGAGAAAGACCACGUCGAGAUCGACCCCAAUGAGGAGGGCCGCCCCGUGGCCUCGAACUAUAAGUUCCUGAUUUCAGGAAUGGUCCCACGACCGAUCGCACUCGUCAGUACUCAGUCUGCGGACGGCAAGACUACAAACCUCGCUCCGUUCAGCUACGCACAGGUCAUCAAUCAUGACCCGCCGCUCUUCACGGUUGGCUUUUCUGGUUCGAUGGAGAGAGCGAAGGAUUCAUUGAGGAACCUCAGCGAGACUGGGGAGUGUGUUAUCAACAUUAUCUCGGAACAUUUCAUUGAAGCGGCCAACUCUACUGCUAUCAAUGCCCCUUAUGGUGUCUCCGAGUGGGAGACUUCGGGCCUGCACCAGGCACCUACCUCCGUUGUGAAGCCCGCCCGUGUGAAGGAGUCCAUUCUUUCUAUUGAGGGCAAGCUCGUUGAGUUGAAGGAGUUUGAAAGUCGGGUCACCCCGGGGAAGAAAUCGGGUGUGCUUGCUAUUAUUGAGGGCGUUCGUUUCUGGGUUAGAGAUGAUGCUAUCAACGAGGAAAGGAAUGUCGUCGAUUUGAAGGUUCUCAAGCCUAUCAGUCGCCUAGGUGGUAUCUCGUAUGGUCGAACCACGGAGGCCAUGGAGAUCCCUAGACCGCAGUUUUAG
Penicillium expansum is the source of this 786-nucleotide messenger RNA. Its product is annotated as flavin reductase family protein. Bases 1 to 786 code for a protein of 261 amino acids. The transcript has a single exon. Gene Ontology annotation, molecular function: FMN binding. Lineage: Eukaryota; Fungi; Ascomycota; Eurotiomycetes; Eurotiales; Aspergillaceae. The record is from RefSeq and is a predicted model, not a curated record.